Molecule: messenger RNA, 1095 nt
Organism: Aspergillus sclerotioniger CBS 115572
Lineage: Eukaryota; Fungi; Ascomycota; Eurotiomycetes; Eurotiales; Aspergillaceae
Product: ankyrin repeat domain-containing protein
Exons: 2
Coding region: 38-940 (300 amino acids)
Molecular function (GO): protein binding
Source: RefSeq, a predicted model, not a curated record
CAUCAAUUUAUUGCUAUUCUGACCGCCCUCCGACACUAUGGAGUCACAGACCCCUCUUCAUCACCCCGGUGCUAUUUUCCAACUUCCAGGUGGGACUCCACGGGAAAUCGUUGUCAAAGCGAAGGAGUUAUGUAUCAGCAAUGAUAUUCAACGGUUUCGAGAGCUCCUCGAUUCGGCACCUUCUGAAGCGGAGCAUUUCACCAUAACCGAUUUCGGGGUAGUUAUGUGCCAGGCUGUUGAACAGGACCGUGUGCCCUUCAUACAAGCGCUUCUGGAUCGAGGAUUCCCCUUAGACCCAUGCUAUGCCCGGAUAGCAACCAGACACCAAUCCAAAAAGACGCUAGCUCUUUGGAUGGAGAACGGAUGGGAUAUCAAUGCGCCAAUGUGUGGCACCGAACCGUCUGUUUUAGGUAUUGCAGUGAAUGAUGAAUCGAUGGCUGUCUGGUUACUUGAUAACGGCGCUGAUCCCAAUAAACGAACGUUCAUGGAUGUUACUCCACUUUCAUGGGCUGUUGAAUGGGGUUCUAUUUCAGUCAUAAAAGCCAUGCUUGAUCGUACCACAGACAUUCAUGCCGGCCAGGUGCUUCAUCAUGCAGCCAGACGAGCUUCAGAUACUAUCCAGGUUUUGGAAAUGCUAAUUGAAAAAGGCGCACCUCUCAACACUCCUAUGUACCAGGACUCAAAUACUGUGUCAAUGCAGUGUUUUAUGUCGUUAGGCACCCCUUUGCACACGGCAGCUGAGCUUGGCAACUUGGAUGUGGUUCGCCUUCUGCUGAGCAAAGGAGCCGAUCCGACAGUGAAAGAUUACCAAGGGAAGACGGUUAUCGAGCUAGCACGAAGGAUGAACCGGUUGGAAGUUGUCGAGGUUUUGGAGAAGGACAAAAAGAAGGAGAAGCAGAAAGAGGAGAAAGAGAAGGAGGGUGAGGAGAAGGGGGAAUAAGUUGUAUACUCCAUUGAUUGCGCUUUGUGCGCCGGACUUCCUGCUUCAUGCAUUGUUUUUUCUUUUUUUGGUUGACAUAGCCCUUUUUCAGUCAUCUUGGAAUCUGAGUGAUCACUAUGAGUAAAAGCGAGAUUGAAAUCAUCUAUGAAUGCGGU